AUGGGUGAGGAAGGAAUGGGUAGUCGUGAGGAGAGAGAGGUUGAGAAUGGAGACGGAAAUAGGGAUGAGGAGGUGGAGAGGGUAGAGGAGAUACGUUUGGAGUGUGAGGAUGGUGGAGAUGGAAAUGGGGAGGGAGAAAUUUAUGAUAAGGAUGGGGAAACACAAUACAAAGUGACAAAAACGAGAAAGAAGCACAAAUAUUCAAGGACAAACUCAGAUGAAAACUCAAACGAAGACGCACAGCUAUCAGCCGCACAACUAGCCAUCCAAUCCGAAAUCGAACAAUCCGAGGACUCUCCCGAUGAAAACGACGAUUUGGCAGCAACAGCACAAUUAUUAUCAGCGCUUCAUCAAGAACUUGGAGAUACUGAUAUGAGUAUCCAAAACGGAGAUGUAGGAAAUGCAGAUGAGGAUGGGGAAGAGGAUAAAGAGUACAAAGAGUAUAAAGAACAUAUACAGACGAUUAUGGAGAAUUUGGGAAAGCUGAGGGAUGAAAGGAAUACGCACAUGAAGCAGUUCGUUGAUGAUGGAUAUUGA
Sclerotinia sclerotiorum 1980 UF-70 is the source of this 537-nucleotide messenger RNA. RefSeq lists its product with no specific name. NCBI's taxonomy places the organism in Eukaryota, Fungi, Ascomycota, Leotiomycetes, Helotiales, Sclerotiniaceae. The transcript has a single exon. The record is from RefSeq and is a predicted model, not a curated record. Bases 1 to 537 code for a protein of 178 amino acids.